AUGUUGACUCCAAGAUUUGAAUUGACUCAAGAUGAUAAAGAAUUGACGAUUAAUAUCUAUGCACCUUAUGCAAACAUAAAAGAUACUGAAGUUUACGUUGAAAAAACGGAUUUCCGUUUUUUUUCUUCGCCUUAUUAUUUACGAUUGAAAUUACCUGGAGAGAUUGUCGAGAAUGACAAGUCAUUCGGGUCAUACGAUUGCGACACGGGAAAAUUUUUAUUCAGGUUCUCGAAAGUAACUCCCGGAGAACACUUUGAUAAUCUGGACAUGAUCACGACUUUGCUGGCACCUUCGAAGAAGAAGGAAAAUUUAACUGCUAAUAUUGAAGUUAUUGGGAAUCCAGCUGUAGCAAAUGAAUGUUUGGAUGAGAACUCAUCAAGUGAUGAGUGGUAUAUGCCCCAAAAGCCAGCAGGAUCAUCAUUACCAAUAAACAUUUUGAUGAACGCUCCAAAAUAUGGAUUUGGAAAUAAAAUUUCAAACGCUCUUGGACCUUUUGAAGAAGGUUGGUUGAAAGACGUCGUGGAUUUACCAACACCUGAUUCAACACUGCCAACAAUGCGUUCUUCUCUCCGUGAAUCUGACGAACUCAACAAUUUCAGUGACGAUCACUACACGGCUGAUUUGUUCCAGCCCCAGGGAACGAUGAAGGCAGUCCUGGAGUUUACUCCUUCCUGGCGAAGCUUCAAGCCAGAAGAAAUAGAAUUUACCGACCACGAAAAAGACAUUCUGAAAGAGCUUCCCAACAAAGAAUUUCUUCUUGAAAGUCAAGAAAUCCAAGCAGCACUUUACGGCCUUGUAGACAUUAUGUUCUCUAGUUCGUACAACCACCGAGUUACCACCGGAGAAAACACCAGCGAAAGCAGUUGGGACAUCAACAAACUCAGCGGAACUUUGUGUUGGUUCGAGAGCUACUCGUCGAUGGAUCAGGUUGUUAAAACUUCGGUCAGACGAUCACUCUGCUAUCCAAUUUACAGAAACUGGGAGCUGUCGAUUAAGGUCCUGGAGGAUGUCAAGGCAAUGCUGAAACUCGGGAAGAAGUUUGUGGUGAAGCGACUGUGCGAAGUAUACGAUCUGUUCAACAAUUCAUACGAGCCAAGGUAUGUUCUUAAUCAAUUGUACAUCCGCGAUUACCUCAUCUGGCUUCAACAGGCGCCUGAGAAUGUUCUAGACUCGCUGGUUGAGGAGCUAGAAGCCGUGGAGAUCAAAAAAGAAGAUCUGGGGCUUGAUCUCGUGGAACUCGAGGCUGCUGGAUGGUCUGUUUUGGAAGAAGAGAAGAAAAAUGAUGACAUAAGGAUUGAUAUUGAUCAGAAUUUCCCAGAGUACUUUGUCAAUAGUGUAGUAGAUGGAUUUGGUAAGCUUGAACUUAAAGACCAAAGUGAGUCUGACACUGAUACUGACUCUAGCAGUGACAGUGAUAGUGACACUGAUACUGAUAGCGACAGUGAUAGCGAUAGCACGGAUCCCUCUGAAGCUUUGAGUCUUUCCAGCACUGAAGCCAGCAGCUCUGAUGAUGAAAUUCUUCCGAAGAAAUAUGAUGAUCUUGAUUCUGAUGAUCUUACUGAGGAAGAAAGUUAG
Molecule: messenger RNA, 1575 nt
Organism: Cotesia congregata
Lineage: Eukaryota; Metazoa; Arthropoda; Insecta; Hymenoptera; Braconidae
Source: the annotation of a GenBank genome assembly